This is a messenger RNA of Adineta steineri, 411 nucleotides long. The record is from the annotation of a GenBank genome assembly. Lineage: Eukaryota; Metazoa; Rotifera; Eurotatoria; Adinetida; Adinetidae.
AUGGCCUCUUCAAAUGUCGUUUCACCUUAUUCAGAAUCAUCAAAUUUGGUUGCAGAAGAACCAAAGCCUUUAAACGAACGAGUAGAGUACAUGCAUUCAAACCAACUACCUAUUAGUGGUCAUCCGAAUAACAAGAUCGAUCGAACAAGUCCUCGAAUUUAUGAUUGGUUACCAUGGUCAAUAACUAAUAUAUGCUUUGGUGGAAUACUUAUUGGCGUGAUUCCAUUGCCGUUUAGUCUUCUCUGUCGAGAUUACAAAACAAAAAAUAAUGCAAGUAGUGCAAGAACAAUGAGUAAGUUGGCUCUUAUUUUCAAUAUUCUCGCUACAUUAUUUGAAAUUGCUUUCUGGAUUACAUUUAUUGUUCUAGCCGUUAAUGGUGAAUUAGUUUUCAGUACGUAUUGUCGUUACUAA